Yarrowia lipolytica CLIB122 is the source of this 345-nucleotide messenger RNA. RefSeq lists its product as uncharacterized. Gene Ontology annotation, biological process: transcription by RNA polymerase II. Lineage: Eukaryota; Fungi; Ascomycota; Dipodascomycetes; Dipodascales. The record is from RefSeq and is a predicted model, not a curated record. Gene Ontology annotation, cellular component: nucleus; negative cofactor 2 complex. Gene Ontology annotation, molecular function: core promoter sequence-specific DNA binding; protein heterodimerization activity; RNA polymerase II general transcription initiation factor activity.
AUGUCUGAAAAGCCUCGAGAAAUCAAGACGCGUUUCCCAGUUGCGCGAAUCAAGAAACUGAUGCAGAGCGACGACGAUAUCGGCAAGGUGGCCCAAGCAACCCCCACUGCCGUGGCCAAGGCGCUGGAGCUGUUCAUGAUCUCAUUGAUCGAGGAGACGUGCAACCAGGCGCGGAUGCGAAACUCGAAGCGAGUCAGUCCCAGUCACCUCAAGCAGGCCGUUUUGGAGACGGAGCAGUUUGACUUUCUGCAGGACAUUGUCAGUAAACAUCCCGACGCGGUCGCUCCGGCAACGGGUGAGGAGGAGCAGCCCAAGCGACGGGGAAGAAAGCCUGCCCAGGAGUAG